Linum trigynum is the source of this 4777-nucleotide messenger RNA. The record is from the annotation of a GenBank genome assembly. NCBI's taxonomy places the organism in Eukaryota, Viridiplantae, Streptophyta, Magnoliopsida, Malpighiales, Linaceae.
CUUGAAAACAAAAGUCACAUAAUCAAAAUAUAAAAUUUUAUUAGAUUGAAUCAGUGAUCUCACUUAAACUUUUGUUUAAGAGAACUAAUUUAUGUUCAAUUUCUAUUGUUUAUUUAAGCAACUUUCUAAGAUAAAAUUCGUGAAUAAUCUUAAUCUUGUACCUUACUAAUAUCUCCAUCUUGAAUAUAAUCAUACGCAGAAUAUAAUGUUGCUUUAAAAGAUUAAUAAUGCCGUAAUUAUUAUUUUUAACUUGAAUUUUUUUUUUUUGUUUGUAAACUCUUAUUGUUUGUUAUCUUCCUUUUGUGGUUCACUCCCUAUUUUGGGAAAAGAAGAAACAAAUUUAGAUUUUAUGCGUUCAUUUCAUUCGGUACAAAACAGAAAAACCAAAUUCUUGAAAGAAAAAGGGAAGAUAAAAUAAAAUAAAAUGCUUGUCAUAUAACAACGCGGUGGGAUUGGAUAGAGAGAAAUCGUCACCCUAUUUCUGAGCUGAGACCUUGCUUUGCCUCUCCGGUUUCCCAUGCCGUAUAUAUAUUCAUUCAAGAGCAAAGUUCGCAACUUUUCAUACGAAUUUGACUCGUUAACCGAAGCAGAAAAGGAAGGCUCAACCAGUAAACUAAAUUUCUCAUUCGCUUCAUCUUGCAUCUCAAAUUCCUUCCCAUCACAAAUCCCACCGCCAAAGUAAGCCAAAGAUGCUCCCUUUUCCGCCCACAUUCCCAUAAACCAUUCUUCCUCCGUUUCCCAGCUGCUUAAGCUCAGCUGAUUUGGAUUCCAUCUCCGCAAAACCAGCUAAAGAACUUCAAAUCCGUCGCUUUUCAGGUAAACCCACUUCAGGAAAUGAUCAUUUUGAACCAAUUGAGCUUUGUGGAAACAUUUGUUUAACCUGCAUGGCGAUUGUCUCGAUUCAAGAACAAAAGCUUCUACCUUCGUCUCGUUCUUCUCAUUUUUCAUUCUGGUUUGAUAUGAGUCUGCUUGUGGGUUGGUGUAACUCUGGAUCUUGCUUGGCUGCUUUGAAUCAUUAACUUUUCUUCGUUCUACUGUUUCUCCCCUGAUGGAGGAAGUCCCGUGAAGUGGAAUUUGUCUGUUUAUGCAAUUUUCUUUCCCCCUUGUCAGAUUCUCUAGAAACUGCUCCCAUUUUCAGCAGUUAAAUGCCCUCCAUUCAUUGAUCCAUCUGAUAUGUUGACAAAUAGAACUCAAUUCCAAUCAUCAUCAUUCAUUGAUCAUCUCCUUCCAUUCUUCUUUAGUAAGGUUCAUGGACUCGCCUCUCUUUUCCAUUUCUUUGACUUUCUCUUCUUCCUUCCUCAAAAUUGGUGGAUUACUAGAAUUUUUUUGGCCUUGACCACUCAAUGCAAUUGUUCAAUGUGAUAAUCAGUAUGAGGGCUGCGUUUGCUUUUACUUCGUUCUGUAAUUUUGUCAAAGAAAUGCAAUGCUUGAGGAAAGUGGGCAUCUAGAAGUAUAACUUUGUGUUUGGCAAAAUAAAUAGCCUACCCACGUUCUGUCCAUGUUCUUUGCUUCCUUCCUUCAUCCUGCCCCACGUCUCAACAGUUGUAAUUAACCCAUUUGCUUCCUUUUGUUAAUUGAGAUUGAUUUUCAUUUGAUCUCAACAGGGUUGAAUCUAGAUUUGUCAUCUAAAUCUGAUUAGUUACUCGUUUUCGUAUAGAUUGCGGAGGUUGGCAAUUCAGCAUCGUGGAUUCAGGUGAUCAAGAGAAAUGGUUCUGGGGCUAAGAUCAAAGAACAAGAAAGCCAAUACGAUCCAAGUUGAUUACUUGGUCCAAGUUCAAGAGAUCAGUCCAUGGCCACCAUCACAUUCUGUUAAACCCUCAACAUCACUGGUUCUCCAAUGGGAAAAUGGUGAUCAAAGUUAUGGAACAUUGGCUUGUGUCAUUGCUGAGGGGAAGCUAGAAUUCAUUGACUCCUUCAGGCUUCUCAUUACACUGACCAAGGAAGCAUCCAGGAAAGGCAAUGACCGUGAGAGUUAUGCAAAAAACUUGUUGGAGUUCUACUUGUUUGAGCCUAAAAAUCAGAAGUCAAACAAAGGUCAACUCUUGGGUUCAGCAGUUGUGAACCUUGCAGAUUAUGGAAUUAUUAGAGAUGGCAUCACCAUAAGUGCUCCAUUGAACUUGAAGAAGAGCUCGAAGGGCGCCCUACAACCGAUAGUUUACUUCAUAGUUCAGGCGUUUGAGAAGGGUGAUGAUGACACCAGCAGCAGCUUGUCGAAAGAAGUGUCGAUGGAGAAGGGGGGAAGUGAGUCUGUUUCGGAGGUCACGAAUGAGGAGGAGAUUGCUUCGUUUACCGACGAUGAUGCCGAUGAUGGUGAUGUCUCUUCUGCUGUGGUGUCUAGUAGAGGUUCACCUAGUUAUUCCGAAAAGAAUGGAACAGCAUCUGCAAUCAGUAGUACAGCGAGACCAAAGGAGAAUGCUGUUCUUCCUUCCUUGGGCAUAAUAGCCGUUCCAGUAAAUUCAGCAGAAGAUUAUCCAGUUCUGGUUGAGAAGGCUUCGAACCAUGCUAGCAUUCAUAAAUAUCGAAGCAGCCAAGAAUCGCAAGAGCUGAAACACAAAAGUGGCUCAGAGGAGGCUAAAGUUUCCAAUUUACCUGCUGAUCAUUUUCUAAACAUAGAUGGGAACGACCUGAAGGCAAAUGCUCAGGAUAUUGCGGUUUUGGCGACCAAAACAUCAUAUACUGUUGAAGAGAAACUUGCUGGUGAAGUAAGUCGAGAUGAUACGAGAAGCCAGGUUCCAUUGAGGAGUAACACUAUUGCUUCCAAUUGUCAUGCAGUCGGAGUUCAGGGGAACACUCGGCGAGAUAAGUUGAAGCAAUUGAAAUCUAUUCAGUUGCAGUAUGCUGCUUCUGAAGGUUACAGGCCCUCUAGCAAUGGCCAAUCUACAGAGAGAAUGAAGAAGCGUGAAGUUACUGAAAGAACUAGUGGUAGAGCUGGAAUGAUCAAUGAUCAAGGUGAAAGAGAAGAAAAACCAAAGAGCUCUAUCGAAAGCAAUGUCAAAUCAAGAUCUGAAGGUGAAAUGUUAAUUAAGAAUGAGAACUCUGCUGUCACCAAGAAUGAGAACUCUGCUGUCAAGGUCCCUCCUGUGCAGAAGCCGAAGAGGAUUGAAGUUGUUUCAAAAAAUUCUAAAAAAGUAGGAGCAAAUGGCUCGCCAAAUGGUAGAGAAGUAAACAAAGUUGAGAUGCUUGAGGAAGAGUUAAUGGAGACUGCAGCUCUCGAGAUUGGCUUGUAUUCCGUAGUGGCUGAGCAUGGGAGUUCGGCGAAUAAGGUUCAUGCUCCAGCAAGGCGCCUCUCCAGGUUCUAUCUUCAUGCUUGCAAAGUAAGGAAUCAGGGCAAGAGGGCAAAUGCAGCAAGAGCCAUCAUUUCUGGCUUGAUCUUGGUCUCCAAAGCUUGUGGAAAUGAUGUCCCCAGGUUAACUUUCUGGCUGUCCAAUUCGAUCGUCCUGAGAGCAAUAGUCAGUCAAGCUGUCGAAAAACUAAACCUGGCACCUAGAACCUCUCCUUCCAAAGAAGCAAAAGCUAAUAAUGUUUUAGAUGAGUGGGAGAAUCCUCGAACAUUUAUCACAGCCCUUGAAAAGGUCGAAGCUUGGAUCUUCUCCCGCAUCGUUGAAUCUGUUUGGUGGCAGACCCUCACCCCACAUAUGCAGUCCACAGCAGUGAAGGGCGCUGGCUCGAAGAAGGCACAUGCUCGGAAGCAUGGAUUAGGCAAUCAAGAACAGGGGAACUUUGCCAUUGAUCUAUGGCAGAAGGCGUUCAGAGAUGCCUGUGAAAGACUUUGCCCCAUUAGAGCUGGCGGCCAUGAAUGUGGUUGCUUGCCUGUACUUGCUAGAUUGGUAAUGGAGCAGUUGGUAGCUAGACUAGAUGUGGCGAUGUUCAACGCUGUUCUUCGCGAAUCAGCUGACGAAAUGCCUACAGAUCCAGUUUCAGACCCCAUUAGUGAUCCUAAGGUGCUUCCUAUACCAGCUGGGAAAUCAAGCUUUGGAGCUGGGGCACAACUUAAGAAUGCUGUCGGCAGCUGGUCCAGAUGGCUCACAGAUUUGUUUGGUAUCGACGAAGAUGAUGAAGUAAAGGAUAGUGAAACGCCAUUCAAGAUUUUUCACCUCCUUAAUGCACUGAGCGAUCUCAUGAUGCUCCCAUUUGAAAUGCUUGGGGACCAAUCGACCAGAAAAGAAGUCUGCCCUACAUUUGGAGGGCCAUUGAUCAAGCAGGUUCUUAGCAACUUCAUCCCAGAUGAAUUCAACCCGGACCCCAUGCCAGAUUCCAUCCUCAAUGCAUUGGAUUCAGAGGAUCCUGGCGAGUCUGGAGAUGAAUCUCUCAUGAGCUUUCCAUGCUCAGCAAAACCAACAGUCUAUUUGCCGCCUUUGGCAGCUUCACUGACAAACAUCAUAGGUGAGGUUGGUGGUCAGAGCAGUAGCGCUCUGCAGAGAAGUGGAUCAUCUUUACUACGAAAAUCAUACACCAGCGACGAUGAGCUCGAGGAGCUGGAUUCGCCGAUGAAUUCCAUCAUCGUUGACAAGCUCUCAGCCUCUUCUUCUCCCUCGGGUUCAACGGGAAAGGGUGGCCGAAAAGUAGUCAGGUAUCAACUCCUAAGAGAAGUAUGGAAAGACGGGCAGUAAAGAAAAAUGGCGCAUCCACAUUCCAUUUCCUGAUAGUAGAGGUCUGUAUAUAGUGUUAUCCCCCCCAGUAUUCAGCGUGGCUGGAUUGCUCUGCCUUUUGAUGUUCCUGAGUUGUACAAUGCGGACACCAUGAACGUUCAUAUGCUAAAUAAUCUGUAGUUCAAACA